GUGAACACCUUUGGGGCCAACAACCCUCUGACUAACCUGAUCCCCAGUCUGCAGGACGUGGACCCCGACGACGCCUUCUCCUCAGUCCCGUAUGAGAAGGGCUUCGCUCUGCUGUACCACCUGGAGGAGCUGCUGGGGGGUCCAGAGGUCUUCAUGGGUUUUGUGAAGUCCUACAUCCAGCUGUUUGCCUACAGCAGCGUCACCACCGAGGACUGGAAGACCUACCUGUUCACCUACUUUAAACACAAGGUGGACGUCCUGAACCAGGUGGACUGGAACGCCUGGAUGUUCACUCCUGGGAUGCCACCUGUCAAACCUCAGUACGACACGACGCUGGCUGAUGCCUGCAUCGCUCUGAGCCAGAGGUGGAUCAAGGCCAAAGACCAGGACCUGARCAGCUUCACGGAGUCAGACCUGAAGACCCUGUCGUCCCACCAGGUCAUCGAGUUCCUGUCCCUGCUGCUUCAUCAGGAUCCGCUCCCCCUGACCCACGUGAAGAAGAUGCAGGAGGUCUACAAUCUGAACACCUGCACCAACUCCGAGAUCCGCUUCAGGUGGCUGAAGCUGUGUGUCCGCUCUAAGUGGGAGGAGUCAGUUCCUCUGGCGCUGAAGAUGGCCACCGAGCAGGGCCGGAUGAAGUUCACCCGCCCGCUCUUCAG
This is a messenger RNA of Austrofundulus limnaeus, 659 nucleotides long. RefSeq names its product leukotriene A-4 hydrolase. Lineage: Eukaryota; Metazoa; Chordata; Actinopteri; Cyprinodontiformes; Rivulidae. Gene Ontology annotation, cellular component: cytosol; nucleus. The record is from RefSeq and is a predicted model, not a curated record. Gene Ontology annotation, molecular function: zinc ion binding; epoxide hydrolase activity; aminopeptidase activity. Gene Ontology annotation, biological process: leukotriene biosynthetic process; proteolysis; peptide catabolic process.